AGCUGCUAGUCGAAAAAAAAUCUUUGAACGCGACGUACACGCUUCGCUUGUGUAGACGACGGUAGGGCGGAUAAGAAGUGUUGCGCGAGUGUAAUGGUUUUUUUCGCCCAUGAAAAGCCAAUUUUCCGCUUUGUGUUCCGAUGCAGUUUUAACAUAUUUUAAGAAUUUUAACAAAUCGACGCAAUUUCCCUCUUGAGAAAUGCAGUUCAAGUGAUAUUUCAGUGGUGAAAGAGUACGCAAAAGUCACGCGUGUGUGUGUUGAAGGCAAAACGAAUACGAAUGAAUAAAACGAAGCAAAGUCAAAGCGAAGCAAAGUGCAAAAGGCAUUAAACAAAAAAAAAUUAGCACUUUAAAUAUUACACAAAAAAUAUGAAUAAAUAGCAUUAGACGAAGCAAUCUGAAAUUAUACAAAAGUGUAAAAUUCGGUAUAGUGCAUUCAAAAAAUGCCCAAAAAGUGAAAUCCAGUAACAAAAAUACACGAGCGAAUGCAACAGUAGCGCAGAGAGUCAAAGUCGGACACAAAUACGCACACAUACACAAUAUAUUCAUACGCAUACAUGCAAAUGUGCAUGUAUUGAACUUAGUGUGGCCAAGCAGCAAAAACAGAACGUUGUGCACACAGGCACACACGCGUACACCGUACGCACAAACACACAUAAACAAAAACACGUAGUUGUUCUUGUUUUUGUUAUUGUGCUCUGCUGUUAGUUGCGUAUUUCUUUUGUUUUGCUUGGUAUUUAUCGUCAUACGCGCCAUUUCGUUUAUGUUAUUGUUGUUGUUGUGUCUGCGUUUGCGUUUGUAUCGCGCGCAUUGUUGUUGGGCAAGGACGACGAGAACGACAACGACGCCAUCUAUUGGAGCAAAUCGGCGCCAACUUGUCAUUUGACAGCCGCCUGCCGACGAGAUUAAUCGACAAAACCAGCAACAACAUCACUGGAGAAUUGGUGCAAGGAGGUGGAGAAGGAGAACGCCAAAGCUGGCGUGUCAUCAGCUGUAAAGCUGACGUUAACUUUAUAACGGCUGCUGCAAAACGAUUAGAUCAUGGAAACAUUUCGCAAGUGGCUCAACAAGCCUAAGGCUGAUGAUAAAUCGCUACUGGCACGCUUCUACCACGCCGAUCGUUCGCUGACCGCCGUGGCUAGUGAGCUCGACAGUUUCGAUGGACGUGCCGAGCCCGAUCGCUGCACACGUCUGGUCAGCAGACUGCGCCAGAAUCAGGACAAAGUGCUGGCUAUUACCAAUUUGAUUAUGGAGGAGCUGCUGGGCGAGGAGCGUGAUCCACGUGCUUUUCGUGCCAAGUUUCCCGAAGAAGUGCUGCAGGAAAAUCUUGCCGGACAGCUCUGGUUUGGCGCCGAGUGUCUUGCAGCCGGUUCGUCGAUUCUCAAUCGUGAAUCAGAGAGCAAAGAGAUGCGUCCACUCGCUCAGGCGGUGACCAAAAGUCUGGGCAAUGUGCGCGUUCUGUUGCGUGAUCAAUGUCUUCGCAACAAUGUGCCCAACAGUAAAACACUGCACCUGGACUUUAAUGACUCCACCACCGAGCAGCUGUACGAGAGUCUGAAGAUCUUUGAUCACCUGUUUGCCGAGUUCGAGCUGAGCUAUGUGAGCGCCAUGGUUCAGGUGAAGUCACGUCACGAAUAUGAGAUGCAACAGUGGAUCGGUGUGCUCUUCUCGGAGACGUUGCAGCGUGCUCUGAAGACGGGGCUGCUCGAUCAGGAUAUGGUCGAUGCGUUCGAUCCGGGUUUAAUGUUCUCUAUACCACGAUUGGCCAUUGUGGCUGGUUUGGUCAUCUAUGCAAAAGGUCCGCUCAACAUGGAUAUGCCUGGCGAUGAGUUGUCGGAGAUGUUUCGUCCAUUUCGCACGAUUCUGAUCAAGAUCAGAGAUCUGUUGCGCAACCUGAGCAAACAGGAGUUGUAUCAGCUGGAGAAGCUGCUCUGCACCAACGAGGAUAUUAACACCAAAGUGCCGCUGGGAUCGAGUAGCAUUGAGGCACCCAGUCCGGAGCACAACGGCAGCAACAACAACAACAAUAAUAACAGCAACAACACGAACAGCAGCAGCAGCACGGCAACAACAAACAGCAGCAACAGCACAAUAAAUACGCACAAGGCUGUGGAGCGUCUGGUGGAUCAGCGCAACAACAAUAGCAACAAUAACAGUAGCAAUAACAAUAGCAGCAGCUGCAGUGGCCAUCAACAGUCUGGCACUCAGGAUGCAGCUCGCUCUCCGUCCAUUUUGUCGCUAUCAGGCAGCAGCACGCCCACAGCUUCGCCAGCUCCAUCGCCAACGCCCUCACACUCCAUUGCAUCGACCUCUUCGGCAGCGACAACGUCCACGAAUCCGCCAGCCAACUGGAGCGACGACGAUGAUGAUGAAGAUGACCUUGAUGAUGGCGACAACGACGAUGAGCACGCGGAUGUGGAGGAUGAGGAGGAAUGCGGCAUUUUGGAUAGCGAUGAUCAGGACUUGAAUGAUGAUAGCGACAGUGAUGUAGAUGAGUAUAUCGAUGCACAUCUGAAGGCGAUUGUUGCCGCCGCCGAUUGUGCAUCGGGCUAUCUCAUACCAAACACAAAUCUGGGCAAUUUGCUACAGCCACAACAGGUGCCACUCACGGACAACUUCGUGGCCAGCGAAGACGAUGAGUUUGGCAGCACGGCAGCAGACGAUGAGGAGCAGCAUUCCCAGCAACAGGAGCAGGCGCAAGAGCAUCGCGAGGAUGAGCCCAGUACAAGUGCAGCCAUGCUGGCGGCUCGACGUCAUCUGCAGCGUCUGCGACUGAUGAGCAGCAGCAGCGAGAAUGAGCCGAGCAGCAACCAACAAACGACAAUCAAAUCGCCAGCGACCCCAACGACAACGACGGAUGGUCAAGUGACUCAGCGCAGCAAUCGCCAUAGGCACAGUCAUCACAGUCACCACCAUCAUCAUCAUCACCACCAUCAUCACACACACAGUCACAGUCAUGGACACCAUCAUCGCCAUCAGGCGGCUCAGCAAGGCCACAACAGCGACGAGCAUCAGCAGUUCAGCAGUCAUCAUAGUCACACACACAGUCACAGCCAUCAUCAGGCUCAUCCGCAUCGCACAAAUCGCCGUGGCAGCAAACGCUGCAGCCAGGAGCAUUGUGAUGCAACAAAUACCGAGCAGCCCACUGAUCAUAGCCAGGCCAGUGCUGAUACCAGCACAGCGUCCUCGCUGUCAGACGAUGUGUCGUUGGCCAUGCGCAACACCACAGCACGCCUCAAGUUCAAGAGCACUGAGAAUCUGUUGCAUCGUCUGUUUGUGUGCAUUGCUGGCGUGGCCGAUCAGCUGCAGACGAACUUUGCCUCUGAUCUGCGCCAGAUUUUGCGCAGUGUGUUCCUUAUGAACAUGUCCACCGCCCAGGAGGACAUUGACAUACCAGAAAAGACAAAAGAAUCGGAGCUCUUCGAGUUUCGCGCCUCCGAAAACGAUGUGAUACAAGAAAGCGCCGGCUCCAACCAAAGCAUUUAUUCAGCCGAAGAAGUCAAUCCCGAGCUGGACAAUGUGUUCAACAGCGGUGGCCCCUCGUCGCGUCACUCGGCUGGGGCAACGAUGCAACGCAACAAUACCAUUGAUCUGGCCGCUGUACACGAUGGCAGCGGUGACAGCAGCUCCAGCUCGAACAGCAAUGCAAUGCCUUCAUCAGCUGCGACCACUCGCAAUCACUUGGCACGUAGUCGCAGUCUGGGCGAUCAGGACGCAGCCAGCAGCAGCAUGCAGGAGCAAGAGCAGCAGCAGCAACAACAGGAGGCGCAAUUGCAGCUGCAAAUGCAGCGACAACGCAACAAUUCCGUGGGCAGCAAUUCACCAUCGAGUGCCUCGUCGACAAGUUCCAGCUCGGAGCACAAUUCGCCGGUGAGCACGCGCAACGGCAGCCGGCGCCGCUUGCAGAGCAGCCCAUCAACGCCAACAGCUGCAUCGGCAGCCACAGCGGCUUCGACCACACUGUCGCCGCCUGCCUGGAUUCCCGAUGGCAAGGCACCACGUUGCAUGUCCUGUCAAACGCCAUUCACUGCCUUUCGGCGACGGCACCACUGUCGCAAUUGCGGCGGCGUUUUCUGCGGCGUCUGCUCGAAUGCCUCGGCACCGUUGCCCAAGUACGGACUGACGAAGGCGGUGCGUGUCUGCCGCGAAUGCUAUGUGCGUGAGGUACGUCAAUCGCAGGCACAUGCCGCAACGGCUCAUAGCCAGGCUACAAACAGGCCACAGGCAGCCAGCGCCUCUUAGGACUGGCCAAUGGCGCUGGCAGGCGCAAAGCUCGUGACCAGAACCAUAACCACAACCAGAUCCGCAACGAGUCCCAAGUACACGCCCAACAUAAAGGAGAAGACGAUGAAGAUGAAGAUGAAAAUGAUGACCAAAAGAAAAGUGCCCACUCGAUGCGGAAAUGGAUUGAAAAGCAAACUGUGAAUCGCAAUCGUUCGUCAAAAUUAUUUUCUUUAUUUUACACAUUAAAAUUUAAACAUACAUAUUACAUAUAAUAAUAAUUCCUAGGCAAACUAGACACACUAUAUGCGUAUACAUAACGAUGUUUAAUUAAUAACUGACCAACUGAGUGUCUAUUCAAAAUGUACAAUAAAGCUUCGAUCUAUGUAUUAUAUCCAUGUAACUAUACCAUUCGCAAACUACAAAACAAAAACCAAGCAAAAAUAAGAGUAUAAAAGCUUUCAGCUCAUAUCAAAUAUGUAUAUCAACCCGGAUACCAUAUACUAUAUCCUUAUAUACAGAUGGCCUGCAUUUCAAAUAGAUCAUUUUUCGGUUUUGGGACUGCAUUAGAAAAACGGAUCGCAAUCGUAGCUAAUUUAUUUUUUUUUUGUAAGCUUUCAAUUGUCGUUCUGUUAUUAGCUAACACGAUUUAGGUAUAUAGCGUAUAAUAUGUAUAUAUAUUUUUGUAGCAUCUGAGCGCAAACUGAGCUGAAUAUAAUAGACAUAAAUUCUAGCGAAAAAUUUGCAAAAAACAUUAUUGUGAUUUAUUGUUAUUUACCCACUCCGAGCACACACAACAUUCAUAUAAAAAAAUAUAUAUUCUAAACUAAUAACUUCGAGUUAAUACGUGCUGUGCAGGGUGGGUGAAUAGUUAUAGAUGGUCGGCGUGAAUCGACUAUAUUCUUCUUACUUUAACGAAUCCAUUUUUUUGUUAAUACGUUCUUUAAGCUAGCAGGAAAUUGAUUUGAGCCCUAAUAAAACGCAGUUUUACAUAUAA
Messenger RNA from Drosophila nasuta, 5218 nucleotides. Its product is annotated as lateral signaling target protein 2 homolog. Lineage: Eukaryota; Metazoa; Arthropoda; Insecta; Diptera; Drosophilidae. The coding region runs from base 1042 to 4242 and encodes 1066 amino acids. The record is from RefSeq and is a predicted model, not a curated record. Gene Ontology annotation, cellular component: early endosome membrane. The transcript is spliced from 5 exons. Gene Ontology annotation, molecular function: metal ion binding.